AUGGAGACGAUAUGUGAUCCAGCUUGUGCUAAUGGAGGCACUUGUAUUAAUCCAAACCAAUGCAAGUGUCGUGUUGAAAACACAGGGCGAUUUUGUAAACAAAGUAGGCAAAAACUUCAAAUAUCAUGGGAUGGAUGGAAAGAUGAACUAGCGGGAAUCUUUAGAUAUAAUUGGGAAAUACAUCAUCUGAGAGCUGAUGCUCUCGGAAAUUUGAUCGAAGCCUCACCAAUGGAACCUUUUUACUCAAAAACCAUGUUCAAGGAAGAAUAUAAGCCAAUUAUUUACACUCCACCUGAACCUGGAAUGUAUUCCAUAAUUCUGGAUGUAGCAGAUAAGGCAAAUAACUCAAGGUUCGCACGACAGUUCGUGCUGUAUGAUCCUGUGUCCAAUAUAACAACCGACGAAACAUUUAAGCUAUACGUUUCAAGUGCCGAACGGGAAACUCAUUACAACUGGCAGUCUAAUAUACAAAACCAGAUGCUAAAUGGUCCAUCUCUGAGUGUUUCUUGGAAAGGACAUUUCAGAAACAAGUUUCACGAAGAUAAUCAGUUGUUGAAUUCUAUUAACUCAUUCCAUGUAACAGCAAUGGAUGGGAUGUACCUUAAAAAUGUAGAUAACAAACUAGACGAUGUGAGCGGAAACAGAACCCGGAAAGCGAUUCCUAAUAUACAUGGAAUUGUAUUGUUUGAGAUUGCAUCUGCUGUUGACUCCCAGGGUGGAAAGACAAUUACAGAGAUACCAACGGCAAUUAGCAGUUGGAAAAAUGUAGACAACUUUUUACAUGAAAAUCAAACAAUAGAUGUUACACUAAGUGAUGGAGAUACCGUGCGCAUCUGGGUACGAUCAAAAGACAUCAUGGGAAAUAUCAAAGUAGAUAGCACUGUAGUUCAUAUUGACACUACUCCACCAACAAUAACUACAGUUGAUUUAGAUCCAAAUGUCAACAAUACAAAAUUUGAUUUUGCAAGCAGGGUAGUUAUCAGUACCAAUGAUGAAGAAAGUGGAAUCGAUAAAAUUGAAUGGAGAAUUAAAGAUAAAAAAACUGGCAAAGAUUUUGAAAGUGGUAAAUUAAGUGGAAAUAAAACAAAUAAUAAAACGUAUACGACUGAUGAUGGAAUGGAAGAUAUUUACCUGUAUGGGGGAAUGAAAAUUAAUAACCCUACAUGGCUUAUACAACACACAAAAAUAGUCCUUGAAGAUAAAAUAAACAGCGGUAGAUUUGCUGAUAUCUUCAAAGCCAGAUAUGACACAAAACAGAAUGACAUGACAACUGUUGUGGCCAAAACAUUACAAGCAAACUACAAUGACGACAAUAAUCUGGUAAUGAUGGCGAAAAUUAACUUCUUUGCAACAAAAGUUGGAAAACAUCGCAACGUUCUUGGAUUCAUUGGAGCUGUUACUGAUAACACUCAUCUUGGACCUUAUAUGGUAUUGGAGUAUUGCGAAGAAGGAAAUCUAAGAGACUGGCUUUUAAAAAAGAAGGAUAAAAUAGGAGAUGAAAUGAUAGAACAAUUAUUUCAGAUUGUUUUUGGGGUAGCAACCGGAAUGGAAUACUUGGCUUCAAAACAGAUUGUUCAUCGAAGAUUGGCGGCAAGGAACAUUUUACUUCCUUUUACAUUGAUACCGAAGAUUUCUGGAUUUGGGCCUACACCAAAUGAUGAAACAAAAGAUAAGAAUGAUAUAACAAAGGAGAGAGUACCAGUAAAAUGGAUGGCACCAGAGUGUACUUUGUCUACAGUAAAUGCAACCACAAAGAGUGACGUUUGGUCCUAUGGAAUUGUUAUGUGGGAAAUUCUAAGUUUAGGCGAAACUCCAUACGGAGGAAUUUCAAGCCGAAAUGUUCCAGACAGAAUACAGAAUGGACACAGACUUGCACGACCUGAGUAUAGCACAGAUACACACUACAAAAUAAUGAAAAAAUGUUGGAGCCUUAAACCAGAAGAUCGUCCCGUAUUUAAAAGCAUUGUAAAGGAAUUCGACAGCACAUUCCGGACAAGCCCAUCUGAUGAUUAUUAUUAUGAAAUGCAGAAAUGAACAACGACGUUCGUGAUAACACAGAUGUAGCUUCCUUCAAUAAUGCUGUAGAAAAAUUUCUUUUUGAUUCUUAACCAUUUGUUUGAUACCUUCUCAGUUGUAAUGACGAACAUGUUUGAAUUUUUAAUUUUUUUAGCAUCUUUUUGUGACGUAGCAAUAUGUUAAAAUAUUGUCAUAAUAUGCUUUACAGUAACUCGCUGAUUUGUAAGUUUUGUUUGCCAGGAUUUGUGUACGAGUGGUAGUUUUUUGUUGUUGCUUAAAUUAAAGAUUUUUAGUUGAUAA
Mytilus californianus (California mussel) is the source of this 2316-nucleotide messenger RNA. RefSeq lists its product as uncharacterized. Gene Ontology annotation, molecular function: ATP binding; transmembrane receptor protein tyrosine kinase activity. Lineage: Eukaryota; Metazoa; Mollusca; Bivalvia; Mytilida; Mytilidae. Gene Ontology annotation, cellular component: signaling receptor complex. The transcript has 12 exons. The record is from RefSeq and is a predicted model, not a curated record. Gene Ontology annotation, biological process: multicellular organism development; positive regulation of kinase activity; cell surface receptor protein tyrosine kinase signaling pathway. The coding region runs from base 1 to 2034 and encodes 677 amino acids.